CGCUCAGGAAGGCGCCACCCAGGAUGAGCCCAGCCUGCACAGAGCAGGAAGAACAAUCAGCAGAAGAUGGGGCCGUGCAGCCUCAGACCUCCAGGACAGGACAUGGAUGAAGAGGCCACCUGCUCCAUCUGCCUGGAGCUCCUGCAGGAGCCGGUGACCAUAGGGUGUGGGCACAACUUCUGCCGAGCCUGCAUCACCCGAUACUGUGAGGACACUGUCCGUGGCUCAGGCGACGCCGUCCCCUGUCCCAGCUGCAGAGCACAGUUCCAGAUCGGGAGCUUCCGGCUCAACACUCAGCUCAAAAACCUGGUGGAGAAGAUUAAAGAGCAGAGUCUGAAACCAGGAAAGGAGCAGAUGGAGAAUCAGUGUGUGGAGCAUGAGGAGAUACUCAAGCUCUUCUGUGAGGAGGAUGGGGAAGCCAUCUGUGUGAUCUGCAGGGAGUCCCAGGCUCACCGGGGUCACACAGUGCUCCCCAUCCAGGAGGCUGCCAGCAAUUAUCAGGUGAAGCUCCAGGGAGUCCUGGAUCCUCUGAGGAAGGCGAUGGAGAGGGCCCUGGCGAUGGAGUCCAAGGAGAAGGACAGCACCGCGGCGUGGAAGGCAGGUGCCAGUUUGUGUCCUCAAGAGCUCAUCCCCAUGCAGAGCUGGCAGGGAAACAAGGUAAAGCAACAGAGAGAACAAAUCAAGUCUGAGUGCGAGAAGCUGCGUCGCUUUGUGAGCGAGGAGGAGCAGCGGCUUCUGCAGAGACUGGAGGAGGAGGAGAGCGAGACUCUGCAGAGCCUGGAGGCGAACGUAGCCCAACUCUCCCAGCAAAGCUCCUCUCUGCGCACGCUGAUCUCGGAGAUAGAGGAGAAGAGCCGGCAGACACCUGCUGAGCUGCUGAAGCCCGUGACUCUCUCCCCAGUGGACGUGACUCUGGACCCAGGGACGGCUCAUCCCAACCUCGUCCUGUCUGAGGAUCGGAAAUGUGUGAGACACGGAGACACCCGACAGGAUCUGCCCGACACCCCCGAGAGAUUUGACCCUUGUCCCUGUGUCCUGGGCUCGGAGGGGAUCACGGGCGGGAGGCGCUACUGGGAGGUGGAGGUGGGAGACAAGACGCGCUGGACCCUGGGCGUGUGCAGGGAGUCUGUGCGCAGGAAGGGGUGGGUCACAUACUCGCCUGGCGAUGGAUACUGCGUUGUGCGGCUGUGGGACGGGGGAUACAAGGCCCUCACCGCCCCCAUGACCCCCCUCCCCGUGCACUUGUGGCCCAGGCGGGUGGGGGUUUUCCUGGACUACGAGGGGGGUGAGGUCUCAUUUUACAACGUGACCGACAGGUCCCAUCUCUUCACUUUCACUGACACCUUCUCCGGGACCCUGCGCCCUUACUUCAGUCCUGGUCUCAAUGCUGGGGGCACCAACGCGGCUCCCCUGACCCUGUGCCCGGUCCCAGCCCAGCCCUGAGGGAAGCCCUGUCCCUGCCAUGACCCGCGGGGGGCACAGACUGUCCCCUCCCCGCGCCCCGACUGCCACCCCUCGGUGCCCCCGGGGUGGGGGCAGGGCUGGGGUCUCCAUCACAGGAGCUGCUCCAGCCUGGACCCUGCUGCUGCCCUGGCCCAGGGCUCGUCUCCCAAUCCCCCCACGUACAGCACCCCGCUGGGAGGGACCGGCUCCAAACUCUCAUCCUUCACUUCCAGAUCCCUGCAGUCCCUCGGGGGGUUUUCCUUGGUUACUUUGUUCACCUCUCUCAGCACUUUCCCCCUUUCCCCUGCCCUCCCUCCAUUCCCUUUUUUAUUUAAAAUAAACACGUCUGCAUUGCA
Alligator mississippiensis (American alligator) is the source of this 1799-nucleotide messenger RNA. RefSeq names its product E3 ubiquitin-protein ligase TRIM39-like. Bases 67 to 1443 code for a protein of 458 amino acids. The record is from RefSeq and is a predicted model, not a curated record. Gene Ontology annotation, molecular function: protein binding; zinc ion binding. Lineage: Eukaryota; Metazoa; Chordata; Crocodylia; Alligatoridae. The transcript has 5 exons.